Messenger RNA from Colletotrichum acutatum, 636 nucleotides. RefSeq lists its product as uncharacterized. Bases 442 to 621 code for a protein of 59 amino acids. NCBI's taxonomy places the organism in Eukaryota, Fungi, Ascomycota, Sordariomycetes, Glomerellales, Glomerellaceae. The record is from RefSeq and is a predicted model, not a curated record. The transcript has a single exon.
CUCAGAACCGGGAGAGCAAGGGCAGCUCCAGCCCACUUCACCUCAUCUCACAUCUUCCCACCUUCCGCUGCGAUAAGAUAAGGAUCCCAUGAUGCCUCGUGGAGCAUCCGAAUCUCCGACAUAAAAUCACUUUAAAAGAUACAUUGUACGCGUAGGCAGAACAAGCCAUUUCCCGGGAACAAGUGCCCUCUUGUAUGACUUGGUACUUGCUGUUCUAAGAAUGGAGUUAUUCGACAUCUUCCAAUUCUUUUCGAUCGAGUGAUCAAUAUCAUGAUUCCAGGCCUAAGUCAGGUACCUAGGUACGUACGGAUGCCAUCCGCAGAUAAAUGCUCUAAAUACAACUUCAAAAACAUGUUAGCCGCGGAUACUCCACAGACAGACAUCCAAUAAUACAUCCCAUGCAUCUUCUUCAACAAAGCUUACAAACAAUCAUGCAAUGUCAUGUCAACUUGUCAAUCCAGGGCGCCGAAAAGCCAUAACCCGCAACUGGCCGCGCCGACGCACGCCGACAAACCCACCCCUCCAUCCGCGCACCGGGCCCAGCGCCGAAGAACGGAGGGCGUGCCGCACCACACAUGUCACCAACGGCACCCCGCCCGAAGCCCGCCCAUCCAAUCGUGAAGCUCCAACUUUAUA